AUGAGGUCUAGUUCUCCAUGUGAGGCUGCCGAGGAACGUCGACAUUCCAUCUUCUCUACUGCUACAACUGCCUUCCUACAACGUUCCCCGAUCAGCCUUCAGUGUCGUCGGAGCCUUCGAAAACACAAGAGAGGAUUUGAAGGAGAAGAUGAGGUACUGUCACAUGCAAGCUUUACUUCUGGAGAUGGCUCGCCUAAAUCGUCGUCAAUGAUCUCAUAUCGAGAGGAUCCAUGGGUAAUCAGUUCGAAUGAUAUCAGUUCAAGUGGUUAGCAAUCAAGAAUAGAAGGCAAAGAGCAUUUUGCUGACUGUGUCCAAGGCUUCAACGAUUUGAAGACUCGAGAGAAAGCAACGAGCCCGUCGGAUUUUACCUCUUUGAUUGCGCAACGUGAAACCCCUCCUAGCUGUAAAAGAGAAGUCUCAAACUUGACUCCGCCCCGCUUGUCUAUGCGACGUCCAAGUAUUGAAUUUCCUUCAACGAGUUUGUCAAACCACACUUUCGAUCCCGAGAAUUUUGAAAGGCAACUCCAAGACAUUCGAGAAGCAAACCCAUUCUGGUUCUCUCCAUUACGUGCUUCGACAUUGCCGCCAAGUUACGAGUCACCUUGGUCGGAACGUUCAAACAAGACACUCAACCCGGAACAAUUUAAAGAGCAUCUCGAGAAUAUUCAACGAGAUACUAACAUGUUCUCUAAUCUGGAAGUUCUCGAGGUCCAAGAUUUCACUACUCAUGACCUGGAUUGGGACUCAACACCAGAAGUCGCAACUCCAUCCUCAACGGGCUCGUUCGAAGCGCGAGGUUUCAACUCGCCAGUCCAUGGUACAUGUUCAUAUCUUUUCAAUGAACUGACAGCCAGAAACAUGAUAGAUGAGAAAGCCGAGAAAACUUCUCCUCGCGACCUUGAAAAGAAUCAAGUAUCAUUCGAAGAGAUCUUUCAAAUGCAUCAAGAACCUCAAACACACCUUUCAUCGUCACCUAAGAGAAAGAGGGAAGCCUUCGGCGGCCAUGGAGGAUCUGUCGAUUAUCGGUCUCCUCAACAAAAUAGCCCACAACGCAUUCCUAGAAAAGAGGGAGCAUCUCUUCCAGCUGAAUUUAUGUACUCAAAUCCAUUAACAACCACCAAACCCAAACGCUGUUUUUUGUCUGAAAAGGAAUCCCAAGACGGAGUGGAUCCCUCUUCAAGCCCAUCAAGCCCGCCGCUGAAGCGACGAAGAGUAGAUUCUGAGAAAAAUAACAAUGGUACACCCUCUAUGAAUGGAGGAAACAAGGCCAUAUUCUCUGUUUGGAGCAACGGUAAAACUGGCGCUACAAAGAGGAGAUUUCUGCGGGAGCGAAGAACGCAAUAUACCCCUUCUUGUAUAAAGAAUCCAAGCGUGGCUUCUUCCCAGAAAGAAAACGAGUGCCAAAAUCCGUUCAGAUUGCAAGACGCAACCUUUAUUUUCUCUUCACCAGUGAAGGUUGUCUCGAAACCACGUGGUCACCAAAUCGUUAGUGAAUUUGAAGAUCGUGCUAAAUUAACCAAGCCAUUUAGAACUGGAGCGGACGGUUCUCCUAAUUCACUCGCUUCGCACGCUAAGCUUAAAAAAAUGAAUCACAAUAAAGCGGUCGAGGAAGGAAUCUGUCACCCAAGUUCAAUACAAAAACCAUUUAAAAAUAACGCGUCAGACUCCAACAUCCCCUCCCUAAAAGUUUCUUCCCUCUCAGCUGAGCAAUACACAACACCAUCUCCAGUGACCACCAUAGUCAAUAUCGCACGUGGAUUACAACACGAGUACGAACACACAGAAGAAUUCUUAAUCGAUUUGGAGAGCGCAAGCCAAGUAGCGGAGAGCUCGGAGAGCCCGGAGGUUGAAAGCCCUAUCGGAAGCGAAGAGUCCGAAGAAAUGAGGACGAGACACCAUAUCGGAAGCGAAGAGUUCGAGGAAUUGGCCACAGCAUUGAGGACGAGAGAAGAGAGUUCGGAGCCUAUAAACCAAUCUGGGCCCUCAAGUCGCAACCAAAAUAUUGAGCCAUCACCUUACGACUGGAACUAUUGGGAGUCUAUCGUACUACAAGGAGUUGAUCGAAUCGAACGUGAAGCUCAAGCUGCCGCUUCAUGUGAAGCUCAAAGACAGGAGUGGGAGGAAACCCGGGGUCCAGAUGACGGACCUGAGACUCAACUAGGAGCGUUCCGCCAGUUCUACGAUACUAACCAUCAAGCUCAAGACGAGAACAGAGACCAGGAACAGGAACAAGCUCAAGUAGAGCAACUUGGACAGCCGCCGCAUUAUCGCCAGAUCCAAGAGAUUAUUUCUGAAGGCCGCAAUUUUAUUGAGGACUCUCGAUCUCAACAUGAGACUCACAUCGCAGCUGAGCAACAACCACCACAACCACAGGAACUAUGGCAAGAGACCCUUUCUGGGAAUGGCGACGCUUUCGAUGAGUUCCGAGCUCAUAUCACGCCAGGCUUCUCCCCGAGUGAGCUUUCCAACCCGUCUUGGUCGAGUAUGCAGACCAGACGACGCGGCUCAACCGUGUGUCCGCAUUGUGUUGAUUUUAUUAAUUCGCCGACGGUACAGUUGAGAUGUCGAGCUUGCGGGAGGGAUAUCAGUCGAGGUGAGGAGGGGGGUAUGAUGUUUGGUCCACUGGAUGGCAAUGGAGGUCCACUUUCACUUUAUUAUACCGAGGAGGCGGAUGAGGCGUAUGAGGAGUGGAUGAGAGAUUGGGUUGUUGAGAGGGUUUAG
Hymenoscyphus albidus is the source of this 2721-nucleotide messenger RNA. NCBI's taxonomy places the organism in Eukaryota, Fungi, Ascomycota, Leotiomycetes, Helotiales, Helotiaceae. The record is from the annotation of a GenBank genome assembly.